Molecule: messenger RNA, 1259 nt
Organism: Cucurbita maxima (winter squash)
Lineage: Eukaryota; Viridiplantae; Streptophyta; Magnoliopsida; Cucurbitales; Cucurbitaceae
Exons: 3
Coding region: 34-1245 (403 amino acids)
Source: RefSeq, a predicted model, not a curated record
AGCAGAAAAUUUUCUGUUUGUUUCUUUUCGGUAAUGAAGAUCCAACCGAUUGAUAUCGAUGUUAAGACGGUGAGAGAACAGGUUCGUCCUGAAUCGGCCAAGCCUCUGUUAAAAUCGCGACUGAGGCGACUUUUCGAUCGGCCGUUUCCGAGCGUUCUGAGAAGCUCUGCGGUUGAGAAACCGAUUAUUGUUGGUGAACCAGCUCAGUUUAGCAGCAAAGAUGGAGGAGGAGGGACCGAGUUCGAGCCGAGCUCGGUUUGCUUAGAUAAGAUGGUGCAGAAUUUCAUCGAGGAGAGCAACGAGAAGCAAUCGGCAGCUGUCAAGUAUGGCCGUAAUCCCUGCAAUUGCUUCAACGGCAAUAGCAAUGACAGCUCUGACGAUGAAUUCGAUGUAUUUGGAUGUUUUGGUGAAUCGAUCAACUCCGUAUCAUCCGGUGGCGAUGUAUGUGAUAUACUCAAGGGUUUAAUCCCUUGCACGAGCGUUACGGAGAGAAACCUCUUGGCAGAUACUUCGAAAAUCAUCGAAAAGCAUAACAAAAUUCAUAAACGGAAAGACGAUUUACGCAGAAUCGUAACCGAUUCCCUCUCAUCUCUUGGUUACAGCUCUUCCAUCUGCAAAUCCAAAUGGGAGAAAUCCCCCUCCUUCCCAGCUGGUGAAUACGAAUACGUGGAUGUGAUUCUGGAUGGAGAACGAUUGCUGAUAGACAUCGAUUUUAGAUCCGAAUUCGAGAUUGCUCGUUCGACGGGAACAUAUAAAGCGAUUCUUCAGACGCUACCGUACGUCUUCGUCGGGAAAUCAGAACGUCUCAGACAAAUUAUAUCCAUCGUAUCAGAAGCCGCAAGACAGAGCCUGAAGAAGAAAGGAAUGCAUUUUCCGCCAUGGAGGAAGGCCGAGUACAUGCUUGCUAAAUGGCUCUCUCCUCCGAUCAGAACCGCUGACUCUCUCCCCAACGCUCCUCCGAGGGCCGAACCCGAAGAAUCCAAAUCUCAAAUCCUAAACGACCCGCUGGCAACCGACACCGAUUGCGGUGAAUUCGAGUUGAUUUUCGGCGAGGAAUCGGUGUCGAUCGAGUCCGUAAUCAUCAGCGAUCCCGAAUCGCUAUCGCCGACGUUAAUCUCCGGCGAAAAUGAACCGGCGACGGGGAGCGAUUCUCCGUGGCAACCCCCUGCGAUCAAGCCGAAGAGAAUAGAUAAAGGAGCUAAGAUAGUCACCGGAUUAGCUUCCCUUCUCAAAGAGAAAUCUUGAGAAAGAAAAAAAAA